UAAAAAAAAAUAUGAAAAUAUCACAAAAUCAAUUGAAGAAUUUGAAUUAAAAAUUCAACAAUUAGAAAAUGAGUCUAAAGCAUAUUUAACAACUAUAUUAUACAAGCAUCAACAUCAUGAAAAUCAACAACCUCUUACAGAUCCAACCAAGUUUGUAAAAUCAAUUGAAUUAUAUGAUCUUUCACUUUGUGAAUUUUUUGAUGCUUUAUAUCAAUCAGCAAAUCCACAAAGCAAAAAUAAAUUUACUCAAGAAAAGCUUAAAAAAAAAUUGUCAAUUUGUGUUAUCAUUGAGCAUCAUUAA
Molecule: messenger RNA, 301 nt
Organism: Racocetra persica
Lineage: Eukaryota; Fungi; Glomeromycota; Glomeromycetes; Diversisporales; Gigasporaceae
Source: the annotation of a GenBank genome assembly